AUGGCUCCUGGACUCUGCCAGAAGGCGUGCCCAUCAUGGGGAACAAGUCCGCCAACGAUAGCAAUGCCUGGAACGAGACCCAAGUUCCCAUCAACAUCUCCGUUGUCACGGAGGCCAUCAACGUCUCGGAAGAUCUGCUGGAUGAUGACAACGAGUCCACCGAGCUGGAUGGCAACCUGUCAGAUGCGACCGAAGAGAACGUGUCGGCGGUGCCGAACAACAGCCAUGACCGCUGGAUUCUACCAGAAGAUGUGCCCAUGGCUGGGAACGAGUCUGCCAACGAAAGUGACGCCUGGAACCAGACAGAACUUUACAGUGGAGAAGCCGGCAAUGCCUCGGACGCACUGGAAGAUGACAAUGAAUCCGUCGCGCUGGAUGGGAACCUGUCCGAUGGGACCGCUGAGAACUUGGCAGAAGUGUCGAACAGCAGCAAUGGCUCCUGGACUCUGCCAGAAGGCGUCCCCAUCAUGGGGAACAAGUCCGCCAACGAUAGCAAUGCCUGGAACGAGACCGAAGUUCCCAUCAACAUCUCCGUUGUCACGGAGGCCAUCAACGUCUCGGAAGAUCUGCUGGAUGAUGACAACGAGUCCACCGAGCUGGAUGGCAACCUGUCAGAUGCGAA
Messenger RNA from Symbiodinium necroappetens, 622 nucleotides. NCBI's taxonomy places the organism in Eukaryota, Dinophyceae, Suessiales, Symbiodiniaceae. The record is from the annotation of a GenBank genome assembly.